Messenger RNA from Ectocarpus sp. CCAP 1310/34, 1963 nucleotides. The record is from the annotation of a GenBank genome assembly. Lineage: Eukaryota; Phaeophyceae; Ectocarpales; Ectocarpaceae.
AGGCAACAAGGUCUGGACAGCCCCCAGACCCUGAUAUUUUUGUGGUGCUCACGCCCUUGAUCAAGAGCGAAGCUGCCAAGGAAAGGAUAGGUGGGUUCAUCCUAGUGAGGCAAUCCUUAACGACAUCUACCAUGGCGGCAGUCGCUAUGGAAAAUUGGUCGAGUGAGGAGCACAUGCGAGACCGUGCGCUUCGAGGAUUGCAGGUCGCUGUUGUUUCCGGCUUCAUGAAGGAUUGUCGGUCCGUACAAGAAUCUUGCCUGGGCCUAUGCAACGCGUGUCGAGAAGGGGUUCCAGUGGAGCGCAUGCUUGUCCGCGAAUGGGUGCCGCAGAUACUCCUGGCAAUGGUCCUCCCCAAUGCCGUUCAAGCGCAGCGGGAGGCCGAGAUCCCACCAACGAGAGUCCUGCACCCUCGCAGGGUGCUCAGGUUGGAGUGGACAUUCCGUAGCCAUGCAUGGUGGGCUGAGUCUACCGGACAGGUUCCUAAACCUUCGGCAGGUACUCCAAGCGUGGGCGACGUCGACUUUAACGAGGUGCAAUGGCCCGAAGGCACCAGGGAGAUUUCCUUGAUUCUAUUCGACAAGCCGGUGGAAGGGAUGGCGUGGCCGUUGGGUCUGGAGUGCCUAUCAUUCUGUGCCCUCCGAUCUGGGUGCGGGGCUUGGCACGUGUCAGAUAGAGGCUCAUUCAAUCGUUCGCUUGUUGGGGCGAAUUUUCCUGCGGGUCUGCGGGAGAUCUUCCUUGGGGAUGCUUUCGACCAGCCCAUCGAAGACGUUGUGUGGCCGCAAGGGCUUGAGAGACUGUCCCUCCCUGGCUGCAAUCAGCCUGUUGACAACGUGCGGUGGCCGCCGGCAUUGAAGUCCUUGGAAUUUACCUCGCCGUUGCAGAUCUGCCUCCGCGAAGACCCAAAUACGCGUUUAGACGAGCUUGACCUUGUGGGUGUCUUCGACUCCCCCUUCACUACUUUGCCAGCGAGCCUCGAGACUCUUUGGCUUGGUGACGAGUUUGGUCAGUCCCUUGAAAGCGUGAACUGGCCAAGUGGGCUUGUUACUUUAGGGCUUGGUUGUAGUUUUGAAGAGCUGCAUCGCGGUGUUUCGUGGCCCUCGAAUCUUCGAAACCUGUACUUGGUGAGAGAGGUCGAUUGGGUAGAGCGCCCCCCUUCCGGCUGUAAGGUGACUGUCGUGAAGGAUGACCCGGAUGAUGACAUGUACGACGUGGACUACGAUGACCUCUACGAUGGCGCACCUGUAUACGAUGUAGAUCACGACUACCGGGUCGCUUUCAAGGACUACUAUGAAUUGUGACCAAGAUGUGACGCACUUUUGUCCAGUGCUGAAUGUGGUAAGGGAGAUUCGUGGUACUAGGAAAAGUGAGCAAUGCUGUUAUUCUCGGACCGUGUUCGUAGGAAGGUCUUGUACAGUAGGUCGAGCAAGGAGUUUCUUCGUUGUUCGGUCAGCUCCGUCUUGGGUUGCGGUCUAAUUACACAUGAUUCCAUGAUUGAGUGCCCAUUAAUGCUGUUAAAACAGGCGGCGAGCAUUGUCACGGUCGCCCCGGUAGUCUAUGAUUGUUGGUACCCUCAAAAACCUUGCAGUGGUGGGCUUCAGUGGUUCGAAUCCCGGCGUGAGCAAUCUUUUCUUGCACAGUGAGUUUUUCGCUCGCUUCAGUUCCUGGCCUGGGUGGAAAGCGCUGUAAUCAAGUACACCGAGAAGAUAGUGCUGCACUAUCGAAGGCAACGCACCGCAGGAGGGGUGGCUGGGGGACCUCAGGGCGAGGAACUCUCGGUGACCAUGGGUUGGAGAAAACGGCACAAAUGCUGUGAGCACCGGUAUGAAGUGAAGGCCCGCGACUAAUUCCUCCAGAGUUUGAACCCUACCGUUGACGUCUGGGCCAUCGCAUUCAGGGUAGUUGGCAUUUUCAGUUACGGGCAGAACAGGGAUGAAAAGUCUUACGCUUGAGUAUGCGCAAAAAA